Messenger RNA from Piliocolobus tephrosceles (Ugandan red Colobus), 3501 nucleotides. It is a transcript of the gene CYP2D6, whose product is annotated as cytochrome P450 family 2 subfamily D member 6. The transcript is spliced from 9 exons. Gene Ontology annotation, cellular component: cytoplasm; intracellular membrane-bounded organelle. Gene Ontology annotation, molecular function: heme binding; iron ion binding; oxidoreductase activity, acting on paired donors, with incorporation or reduction of molecular oxygen, reduced flavin or flavoprotein as one donor, and incorporation of one atom of oxygen. The coding region runs from base 1162 to 2655 and encodes 497 amino acids. Lineage: Eukaryota; Metazoa; Chordata; Mammalia; Primates; Cercopithecidae. Gene Ontology annotation, biological process: xenobiotic metabolic process; arachidonate metabolic process. The record is from RefSeq and is a predicted model, not a curated record.
UGUGAUCCUGCCACUGCACUAGCCUGGGCAACAGAGUAAGACCCUGUCUUUUUUUUUUUAAGUCAACAUAUCCUGAACAAAGGAUCCUUCAUAACAUUCCCACCAGAUUUCUAAUCAGAAACAUGGAGGCCAGAAAGCAGUGGAGGACGACAGCCCUCAGGCAGCCCUGAAAGAUGUUGUCACAGGCUGGUGCAAGGGCCUUCAGGUUACCAAUUGGAAGCUCUGGGAACAGCCCUGUUGCAAACAAGAAGCCAUGGCCAGGCCGGAGCCCAGGAAUGCGGGCUGGGCUGGGAUCCAGGUGACAGCUUUGAGGCUCACUGGGAGCAGCCUCUGGACAGGAGAGGUCCCACCCAGGAAACCUCAGGCAUGGCUGAGAAGCGCGGUACUUGGUGCGGGGUCUGUACGUGUGUGAGACAGAAUGCGUGUGCCGAGUGUCAGUGUGAGUCUGUGUGCAUGUGAGUACUGUCUUCGUGUGGGUGAUUUUGUGGGUGUGUGAUCGUGUCCCUCCAAGUGUGGACAAGUGUCUGGGAGUGGACAAGAGGUCUGUGCACCACCAGGGUGUGCAUAGCGUCUGUGCAUGUCAAGAGUGCAGUAUGAAGCAAAGGGACCAGGCCCACGGCGCCUCUGAUCAUCAUGAGCUCCCUAAGGCCCCAGGUAAGUGCCAGUGACAGAUAAGGGUGGUGAAGGCCACUCUGGAACGGGUAGGUGGGGUAAGGAAAGGGGAAGGCCAUGUUCUGGAGGAGAGGUUGUGACCACAAUAGGGUGUAUGAGCCUAGCAGGGAGGUGGAUGGCAGGGUCCACUGAGACCUUGGUUAUCCCAGAAGCCUGUGCGGGCUUGAGAAGCUGGGAGUGGGGAGAGGGAGUGACUUCUCCGACCAGGCCCCUCCACCGCCCUACCCUGGGUAAGGGCCUGGAGCGGGCAGCAGGGGCAAGGACCUCUGGAGCCGCCCCUACCUGCCCUUGCCUGACCCUGUACCCAGUGGCAGUACAAUCAAUACAGCAGGUUGGCUCACAGCAGGAGGCAAAGGCCGUGAUCAGCUUCCUUUAUAAGGGAAUGAUCACGCACUUGGUGUGCUGAGAGUGUCCUGCCUGCUCCUCUGUGUCUGGUGCGGUGGGGGAGCCAGGUGUAUCCAGAGGAACCCAGGGGGCAGUGAGGCAGCUAUGGAGCUACAUGCACUGGUGCCCCUGGCUGUGACAGUGGCCAUCUUCCUGCUCCUGGUGGACUUGAUGCACCGGCGCCAACGCUGGGCUGCACGCUACCCGCCAGGUCCCCUGCCACUGCCGGGGCUGGGCAACCUGUUGCAUGUGGACUUCAAGAACACACCAUACUGCUUCGACCAGUUACGGCGCCGCUUCGGGGACGUGUUCAGCCUGCAGCUGGCCUGGACGCCGGUGGUCGUGCUCAAUGGGCUGGCGGCCGUGCGCGAGGCGCUGGUGACCUACGGCGAGGACACAGCCGACCGCCCGCCUGUGCCCAUCGCCCAGGUCCUGGGUUUUGGGCCGCGCUCCCAAGGGGUGUUCCUGGCGCGCUACGGGCCCGCGUGGCGCGAGCAGAGGCGCUUCUCCGUGUCUACCUUGCGCAAUUUGGGCCUGGGCAAGAAGUCGCUGGAGCAGUGGGUGACCGAGGAGGCCGCCUGCCUCUGUGCCGCCUUCACCGACCAAGCGGGACGACCCUUUCGCCCCAACAGCCUCCUGGAUAAAGCAGUGUGCAACGUGAUCGCCUCCCUCACCUAUGGGCGCCGCUUCGAGUACGACGACCCUCGCUUCCUCAGGCUGUUUGACCUUUCACAUGAGGCGCUGAAGGAGGAGUCAGGCUUACUGCGCGAGGUGCUGAAUGCCAUCCCCCUCCUCCUGCGCAUCCCUGGGCUGGCUGGCAAGGUCCUACCCUCCCAAAAGGCUUUACUGACCCAGCUAGAUGAGCUGCUGACUGAGCACAGGAUGACCUGGGACCCAGCCCAGCCGCCCCAAGACCUGACUGAGGCCUUCCUGGCAGAGAUGGAGAAGGCCAAGGGGAACCCCGAGAGCAGCUUCAAUGAAGAGAACCUGCGCCUUGUGGUGUCUGACCUGUUCUCUGCUGGGAUGGUGACCACCUCGACCACACUGGCCUGGGGCCUCCUACUCAUGAUCCUGCACCCGGAUGUGCAGCGCCGUGUCCAACAGGAGAUCGACGACGUGAUAGGGCAGGUGCGGCGACCAGAGAUGGGUGACCAGGCUCGCAUGCCCUACACCACUGCCGUGAUUCACGAGGUGCAGCGCUUUGGGGACAUCGUCCCCCUGGGUGUGACCCAUAUGACAUCCCGUGACAUCGAAAUACAGGGCUUCCUCAUCCCUAAGGGGACGACGCUCUUCACCAACCUGUCAUCGGUGCUGAAGGAUGAGGCCGUCUGGGAGAAGCCCUUCCGCUUCCACCCCGAACACUUCCUGGAUGCUCAGGGCCACUUUGUGAAGCCAGAGGCCUUCCUGCCUUUCUCAGCAGGCCGCCGCGCAUGCCUCGGGGAGCCCCUGGCCCGCAUGGAGCUCUUCCUCUUCUUCACCUGCCUGCUGCAGCGCUUCAGCUUCUCGGUGCCCGCCGGACAGCCCAGGCCCAGCCACCAUGGUGUCUUUGCUUUCCUGGUGACCCCAUCCCCCUACGAGCUUUGUGCUGUGCCCCGCUAGAAUGGGGUACCUAGUGCCCAGCCUGCUCCCUAGCCAGGGGCCCUGAUGUACAAUAAAGCAAUGUGGUAGUUCCAACUUGGGUCCCCUGCCCAGGCCCUGGUUGGGAACGUCCUCCCCAGGGCAGUCCCACCCCUGCCUCAUUCCUGCUUACCCCACUGCCUGGCCGCAUUUGAGACAGGGGUAUGUUCAGGUUGAGCAGAUGUCAGCUAGCCUUGCCCAUAAUCCCAUGUCCCCACUGACCCAACUCUGCCCAGAUUGGUGACAAGAACUACAUUGUUCUGGCAUCUGGGGGAAGGAGCCAGAAUGGGCCGACUAGAGGUGUCAGCCCUGAGUGUGGUGGAGAGGGCAGGACUCAGCCUGGAGGCCCACAUUUCAGGCCUAACUCAGCCCACCCCCCAUCAGGGGCAGCGGUCCUGCCAGCACCAUCACAACAGUUACCUCCUUUCAUAUAUGACACUCCAAAAAGGAAGACAAAUCAUGGCAUCAGGGAGCUAUAUGCCAGGGCUCCCUCCCAGAGCUCAGUCAGCAGGUGCCAGAACAUUCCCUGGGAAGGCCCCAAGGCCCCAGGGAAGCCCAGGACUAAGCCACCGUCCUCAGCCUCUGUCACCUCACCACACGACUGGCCACCUCUCUGGGUCCUCAGACAGACAUGCUGCUGUCCAGACCCCUGACCAGUGGCGAGUUUGCACUCGGGGCCAGACUGGAGCUGGAGAACACUUGCUGGGCUCCAACCCUAGGUGCCAUCCUCCCAGUAAGGGGUCAGGCAGGGCCCACAGGCUUAGCCAGGGGCCAUGCAUGAGCCCUGUGGGCCACAGGCCUGCCCUAGGGACAGGAGUCAACCUUGGG